Messenger RNA from Stylophora pistillata, 1269 nucleotides. RefSeq lists its product as uncharacterized. The record is from RefSeq and is a predicted model, not a curated record. Lineage: Eukaryota; Metazoa; Cnidaria; Anthozoa; Scleractinia; Pocilloporidae.
AUGAGAUUUUUUGCAUUUUAUUUUCUGUUCAACAUUCCGUUUUGCCAAGGGAAAACGAGUGAAUCGCUCGAAGCAAAUUUUACUUGCAAAGGAGAGCUAACUAUUUUUACCUUCGGUGAUUACAAGACUUAUGCUCAAAACAGUUCAUGGGGGGACAUCGUAAUUAAUGUCACUGUAAAAUCAAAAACCCAUCUCCUGGCUGUGAGAUGUCGAAAUUAUCAUGAAAAACCGUGGCUUAUGGGAAGUGUAAGCAACGGCCUAGUUACCGACACACGAUGGAAAUGUUUUGGUCUGAAAAGUGGUGAAUUGGCAAGGAACUUGUUUUGGCGCAAGACAGCGGAUGUCAGCCACUGGCCCCAGGCCUUUGCAAUCCAUGCAAACAGAGGAGAUAGUCCCUGGGGAAAGACCGCGGGUAUCAGCGAGGACGCCUUCUGGAUUUCUACUGUUGAGGAAGAUCAUUCAAAGCUCUUUUGUCGGCGGAGAUUAUCUGAUUUGCCUCCAGUAAUAACAGAGAAGCUUUCUGAGGGGAUCUUUCAGGCUACAAUUGAUGACGUAGGUUACUCAUUACGUAACCACACCAAGCGUCACCAUCAGGUUCAUGACGUCAUGGACUGUUUCGAGAAGUGCCUUGCUGAUCCCCAGUGCCUGUCUUUCAACUUUGAGCAUGAUUCGGUACUACCCACAAGAAAAUGCGAGUUAAAUGGAGUCACGAAAGGACAAGAUCCACGGAAUUACGUCAGAAGACCUGGUUACACAUACUAUGACAGAGUUUGAAUAUCACAGCUCAAAUUAGUCAGUGCUGGCUUUCAAAUCACUGUUGUAGCGGCUGUUAAAACAGUUUUUAAUGCAUACGGCAUUGAUCGCACUUGGGAAUAGUUAUCCUACAUGUGUCUUUUCAGAACUUGGUGCUUUCGAUAUGGAUGGUUGUCAGUUUAACUAGCCCAAUAUUUUAACUAGAUAGAGUAUGUGCUAUCUCCUUAAGUACUCAACUUCCACCCAUCUGUAACUGCUCUAUGGUAGAAGCCAAUUCGAAAGCCUGGCUCCUUUGGCUACUACACACUCUUUCCACUACUUUGUGUAAUUUUAUGUGUAGUUCAAUAGAACUCUCUUAUUUUUUUCUUUUUUUGUUUCUUGCUGUUGUAUUUUUUUAGUAGAAUAAGUGUGAAUAAAGUUCUGAAGUUCUGAAGUUCUGCGAUGGUUUUGCUUUGCCAAUUAUCGAAACUCUUUGCAAGGAGCAUCAUAACUAUUUCAAGAAGCGGCGCAUGAUAG